GAGGCAGGAAAAAAAAAAAAAAAAAAAACUUCGGACGGUAGCUUGUUAGCGCUCGGUGUUAUAAACCCGCAGAUAUUACAAGAAAAAAAAAUUGUGACCGUUUAUAACGAUUGUACGAAGCGUAUCCUGGUGUUCGUGUUGGAAUACUAGGAGAUGUAGCCGGUCACUUUAUUCCGUGUACGUGAACUCGCUCGGGGCACCGCUGCCGAAUGUCGCUUCACGCAGCCUGGCUGGGACGGUAGCGGAGGGAUUAGCUUCUACAAGCGGGCUAGCUCGCGCGCUAGCUAUGCUGAGACACGCUCAGGUCGACUGGUAGCUCGCUGGACGCUUAGCGCAAACACUACUAAGCUCCACCGCGCUGUGCGUUAUUCACAACAUCACGAAACGACGGUUAUCGCGUUUGUGCUGUGUCUAGCUGGAGUUUUUAAUAGCCUGCUAGUCCUCUGAGGUAAAGCUAACAGGAAUCCACAGCGGCGCUAGCUCUGCACCACCCUUAACACGUUUCUGGUAUCUAGCCAGCAGGAUUGUGAAGCUGACGGAUUGAGGGCUAUGUCUUCAGCAGCCACCACACCCCCAUCCGUAGACAAGGUGGACGGCUUCUCCAGGAAGUCCGUCCGGAAAGCUAAGCAGAAGCGAGCACAGAGCUCGUCUCAGUUCAGAUCUCAGGACAAACCCAUCGAGCUAGUGCAGUUGCCACUACUGAAAGAUGUGUCUGCCCAAGAGCAGCCAGAGCUGUUUCUAAAGAAGCUGCAGCAGUGCUGCACUCUCUUUGACUUCAUGGACACACUGUCUGACCUCAAGAUGAAGGAGUACAAACGCUCUACCUUGAAUGAGCUAGUGGACUAUGCCACAGUUAGUCGUGGUUACCUCACUGAACAGACAUAUCCAGAGGUUGUCAAAAUGGUGUCUUGUAACAUAUUCCGGACACUUCCUCCCAGUGACAGUAAUGAGUUUGACCCAGAGGAGGAUGAGCCAACGUUGGAAGCCUCGUGGCCUCACUUGCAGCUCGUCUAUGAGUUCUUCAUUCGCUUCUUGGAGAGUCAGGAAUUUCAGCCCAGCAUUGCCAAAAAAUACAUUGACCAGAAAUUUGUACUACAGCUUCUGGAGCUGUUUGACAGUGAGGACCCUCGUGAGAGAGACUGCCUGAAGACUGUCCUGCACAGAAUUUAUGGCAAGUUCCUUGGUCUCAGGGCCUUCAUUCGCAAACAGAUCAACAACAUUUUUCUAGGGUUUGUGUAUGAAACGGAGCACUUCAAUGGAGUGGCUGAGCUGUUGGAGAUCCUGGGAAGUAUCAUCAAUGGUUUUGCACUUCCUCUGAAAGCUGAACAUAAGCAGUUCCUAGUAAAAGUUUUACUGCCUCUGCACUCAGCAAGAAGUCUGUCCCUCUUCCAUGCACAGCUGGCCUACUGUAUUGUGCAAUUCCUAGAGAAAGAUCCCACGCUAACAGAACCUGUGAUAAGAGGCUUGUUAAAGUUCUGGCCGAAAACCUGCAGUCAGAAAGAGGUUAUGUUCCUCGGCGAGCUGGAAGAAAUCCUUGAUGUGAUCGAGCCCACACAGUUUGUCAAGGUCCAGGAGCCUUUGUUCAAGCAGAUUUCCAGAUGUGUGUCCAGUCCUCACUUUCAGGUGGCUGAGCGAGCCCUGUAUUACUGGAACAACGAAUAUAUCAUGAGUCUUAUAGAAGAGAACUCCAGUGUCAUCCUGCCCAUCAUGUUUGCCAGUCUCUACAGGAUCUCCAAAGAGCACUGGAACCCAGCGAUAUCUGCUUUAAUCUACAAUGUGCUAAAAGCGUUCAUGGAGAUGAACAGUGCACUGUUUGAUGAACUUGCUGCAUCUUACAAAUCGGAACGUCAGAGGGAAAAGAAGAAGGAGAAGGAGCGGGAGGACUUGUGGCAGAAGCUGGAAGACCUGGAGCUGAGGCGAGGAAUUCAGAACAGUGACGGCAUCAUUCCCACCUAAACAUGGAUGUAGCUCCAUCCCUGCAUCAAGCUCCAACCAAUGUUCAGCCACAGGGACGCCACAUGUUCAUGCUCCUUGUGCAACAUACUUUACUGUACACUCCUCCUGCAUUUGUUUCAGUUUUUCCCCCACCAGCACUGUAAAAACCCUUUCCACUCUGUUUCCUUUGACAAUGAUACUAUACAAAAAAAAAACGAAAAGGAAAAGUUGUGCUUAUCUUGGACGGAGAAUGGGGCGGGAGGGGGAGGAAGACUUUAUAUACACUCCUUGCCAUUUAAAAUAGUCAAUUACAUUUAAGGGAUAUAUCCUCAAAACCCUUUGCCUGAGAACAGGAAUCUUUUUUUUUUUUUUUUUUUUUUUUUUCUUUUUUUUUUUUCCCCUUUCCCUUCUUCUUCAAGAAAUGUCUCUCGAGAGUGUGGUCCCAAAGACUUCCCAUAAUGAGUUUCUUCUUCUCAUCUCUCUCUCUCUCUCUCUCUCUCUCUCUCUCUCUCUUUCUCUCUUUCUUUAAAUUCCUCGGAGAGAGGCUUGAUCUUACAUUUUUAUUACCAUGUCCUGGAAAUGUGUGACUAACAUACCAGAGUCUAGAAAUGUCACACACAUCUCAAAGAUGUCCCAGCAAAAUCAGUUGACAAGAAAUGUCCUUGAUCACCUGCAUUAUUCUUACAGGUUAAUUUAAAAUGUGAUCUUCACACUUCUGUUGCUAUAUGGACAGGAGUGGGUCCGGCACUGGUACAGCCAAUGAGAAGCAAGCCACAGUGCUUGCCAUCAUCAUCUUGCGGAAGUAUUUUCUUGAGAAUUUCAAGACCUGUUGAAUUUCAUUCUGGUGGUUCACUGCCUAAGAAGAAUUUACGAAGUGAAAGAUUUUCUGACACCAUUGAAGACUUCUCUUCAUGUAAAGCAGUGUUCAGAACUUGAUUGAUUCAGUGUAUUUGAAAAGUUGAUUUGUUUUAACAUCUGAACCUAGACGGCGCUGACGUCUCCUGGUCUCGUCUUUGGACUUUAACUUGGUUGGAUGCUCUCGAAAUAAUUCAGUUUAAGCUAGAAUAUUUUCUAAAGGAGUGUUUGGAACGAAAGCCUGCAUAUGUGGUGUAUUUCUAAAUGCUGAUCCAGUCUUAUUCCUCAACAGAAAUGCCAUCCACUAUAGUGGGUUAGGACUUAAAGCACUUGGAGUUAGAGAGUUUGUUGUGUUCACAGAACUCACUAUCCUUGUUUUUAUUUUAUUCUGUUUUAUUUCAAAUUAAAAUCAUGGGUGUGGAUUUUACAUGUGAGGAAGAUGUAUUUUUUAUUGCUCUGUGGGCCUCUGUCCCUUUCAUCAAUCUUGUGUGAUUUAUUUUUCUUUGGAUGGCCCUGUAAUGUUAAAAGAAAGGGUUUGAUGAACAGAAUAAAUCUUAAUUAUUUUAAAAAAUAGAGACAUUAAAUAAACCUGUUUUUGUGAUAAAA
This is a messenger RNA of Hemibagrus wyckioides, 3396 nucleotides long. RefSeq names its product protein phosphatase 2, regulatory subunit B', epsilon isoform a (gene ppp2r5ea). Bases 550 to 1956 code for a protein of 468 amino acids. The record is from RefSeq and is a predicted model, not a curated record. NCBI's taxonomy places the organism in Eukaryota, Metazoa, Chordata, Actinopteri, Siluriformes, Bagridae. The transcript is spliced from 14 exons. Gene Ontology annotation, cellular component: cytosol; protein phosphatase type 2A complex; nucleus. Gene Ontology annotation, molecular function: protein phosphatase activator activity. Gene Ontology annotation, biological process: signal transduction; protein dephosphorylation.